AUGUUCAGCGCAAAUGGUUUUGGCUCAGGCCCUUCGUGGAUGAACACGUCGCAACUCGAGAGCCUCAUCACCGCCGCCUGCGAUCCGUCGCAGUUCCGGCCUGACCCCGCCAAGCAGCUCGAGGUCGCCGAGUACAUCAACCAGAAGAAAGCUAACACUCCCCGCGAAGCUGCCCUCCUCCUCGCCCGCCUCGCCAACCACCGCAACCCGCAUGUCGGCUCGCUCGCUCUCUCCCUCCUCGCCACCCUCACCCAUGCAUGCGGCUACCCCUUCCACCUCCAGAUCGCCACCAAAGAAUUCCUCAACGAACUCGUCCGGCGCUUUCCCGAGCGCCCGCCGCCGUUCCCCGGCCCCGUCAUGGACGCCAUUCUCGCCCUCAUCCACGAGUGGGCCGAGACGAUCUGCAAGACCUCGCGCUGGAAACAAGACCUGGGCAACAUCCGCGACAUGCACCGCCUGCUCAGCUUCAAGGGCUACCGCUUCCGCGAUCUGCCCGCUUCGCGGCGGCACGAGCUCGGCCUCAUCCCGAACCCCGUUUCGGCCGCGGCAGUCGUCGGCGAGGAGCUCAAGUCCGCCGCAGAGCUCGAGGAGGAAGACCGCGAGGCACAGCAGGCCAAGCUUCAAGAGCUCAUCCGACGAGGCACACCACGCGACCUCGCUGCCGCGCAGGAGCUUAUGAAGUCCCUUGCCGGCGCCGAGCCGGACAAAAAGCCCGAUUACCGCGCUCAAGCGCUUACGGAGCUGAACAAGCUCGAGUCGAAGGUCGUUCUCCUCGGUGAAUUGCUCGAUAAUGUCGAUACUGAGCGCGGCGAGCGCUUUGCCCCUGGGGACGCGUACGACCAAGUCGCCUCAAUCCUUUCCAACGCUCGCCCCAAAAUCCAGCAGUGGAUAUCAAAUGCCGAAACGCACGACCCCGAAUCCCUCGACACCUUCCUUCAGAUCAAUGACCAGAUCAACACUGUCCUUGCCCGCUACGACGCUUACAAACGCGGUGAUCUGGCCUUCGCCGCAAACCCCAUCCCCUCCGAGCUCUCCUCCGCCGCCUCCAACAACCUCAUCGACUUUGACGAUUCUGCUCCAUCAUCCUCCGCCAACCAAUCAGGGUCAGGUUCAGGAGGCGUCGCGGAGCUCGCCGACCUCUUCGGCGGCGGCACCGGCCCCGGAGGUGGUAUCAGUCUCGGUCAAAGCCCUCCCCCCACGUACGCUCAACCCGUCCACGCCAUGGGUGCCUUCAGUAACCUAAGUGCCAUCGGAUCCGGAGCCAACGCUCCCACGUACAGUUCGCCUUCACCGCUGCUCGCACAAAUGAACUCGCCCCCUCCUGUCGGCUCCACCCCCGGCACGCCCCUCGGCGCGAUCAACCUCCCGGGCACCCCUCAACCGCAGCAGCAACCACCACCUUGGGGCGUUUCUCCUGGUCAAUUUAGGAUGGGCCCGGGAAUGGGUGGCGGACUGGCCGGCAGCGCGAACGGGGGUUCGAGGCCGCAAUCUGCGAUCCAGCCUCAACCGCAGCAGCCUCAGACGCAGGCACCUCAUGCAAGUCAAAACCAGAAUCAAACAGGGAAAGAUCCGUUCGCAGAUCUUGCAGGGUUAUUUUAA
This is a messenger RNA of Punctularia strigosozonata HHB-11173 SS5, 1599 nucleotides long. RefSeq names its product VHS-domain-containing protein. Lineage: Eukaryota; Fungi; Basidiomycota; Agaricomycetes; Corticiales; Punctulariaceae. Gene Ontology annotation, biological process: protein transport to vacuole involved in ubiquitin-dependent protein catabolic process via the multivesicular body sorting pathway; Golgi to vacuole transport; Golgi to endosome transport. Gene Ontology annotation, cellular component: trans-Golgi network. The coding region runs from base 1 to 1599 and encodes 532 amino acids. The record is from RefSeq and is a predicted model, not a curated record. The transcript is spliced from 4 exons. Gene Ontology annotation, molecular function: phosphatidylinositol binding; ubiquitin binding.